This is a messenger RNA of Penicillium odoratum, 1122 nucleotides long. RefSeq names its product DUF3431 domain-containing protein. The transcript is spliced from 4 exons. The record is from RefSeq and is a predicted model, not a curated record. NCBI's taxonomy places the organism in Eukaryota, Fungi, Ascomycota, Eurotiomycetes, Eurotiales, Aspergillaceae. The annotation marks the transcript as partial.
AGUAUCCUCCGCCAAUCCCGCGAGCCCGGAUCUACCGGUAACUCAAGGAUAUUCCUCUAUCUGGCUCUGGCAGUUAUCUCCCUACUACUUUCUUAUCAGCUGGUUCUGAAUCACGACACACUGGGUUCUAUCGCGCCAUGGAAAGUCGGCACACACGAGAGCGCAGCUUACGAUCCCGAUGCCGAUUAUGAUGGAGAUGGGUGGGCUGCUGCUGCUAUGAAUGGCACGGUACAGGAAUCAAAAUCAAAAUCACAUGCUGAAGCAUCGCAUGCUUCGGUGCCGAUAUCCACACCUGAAUAUACUACGCCUGCGGAUGCGGAUGCGGCUGUGGCUACAGCUACAGACUCGAAAGAGCUGGUUAUCGCGGCUAUGCUCGCGACUAAUAUGUCUUGGGUAGAUGAUCAUGUUCCUGCCGAUUGGGUUGUGAAUAUCUAUCGCACUGAUGCGGCGGAAGGUGAAGCCGAGUUGACGGUUCCGGAAAAUAAAGGGAAUGAAGCCAUGGUGUAUCUAACGUAUAUUAUCGAUCGAUACGACACCCUCCCCGAUGUAUCGGUCUUCAUGCACGGCGGUCGCUACCAAUGGCACAAUGAUAAUCCUCUCUACGACUCCGUCAUCUCGAUAAAGGAUCUCCAACUAGGCCAUGUCCGCAAAACUGGAUACGUUAACCUCCGCUGCACCUGGGUAAUCGGCUGUCCUGCCGAGCUUCAACCUGCUCGCUAUCUCCGUGAUCGUCCAGAUGAUAAAGACCAUCCCACCGCCAUGGCAUUCCCUGAGAGCUUCAUGGAACUAUUCCCUGGGAUCGAAGUACCCGAGGUUGUAGGCGUGCCGUGUUGCAGUCAAUUCGCCGUAUCGCGGGUGGCGAUUCAUGCGCGCGGGAGGGAGGAGUAUUUGCGUAUACGCAACUGGUUGCUUAGGUCGCCAUUGAAUGCGGGUACUAGUGGACGGGUCCUUGAAUAUGCGUGGCAUAUUAUGUUUGGCAAGACAGCGCAAUUCUGUCCUGAUGCUGCCCAGUGCUAUUGCAAUACAUAUGGGUAUUGUGAUAUGACUGAGGCGGAUGUGCAAAGCCGAUGGAUUUGGCGAGGGUUAACACUUCCGGAAGGUUGGCCAGAGAACCAGGGGUGA